AGGGAUCUGAGCAGAGUGGAAAGUCAUCUAAGAAGCUGCUGUUUCACAAGAUCUGGGCACAGAGCUGCCCCUCCCUUCCUCCCUGAAGUUUGCAUGAAGUGCACGUUAGGCUGUAAUUAGGGGAUCUGGGAGGAGAACUUUCCUGGUGACGCUUUGCUUUUCUUCUGCUCUUGGUGAGAAAGUGCCUCCUUCUUCCCAGGACCAGGACCUCUGCCAUCCAGCGCCACAAAGACACAUUCUGCGCACACACACACACACACACACACACACUUGCCCAGAGACAAACUUAAGGUGAGGAGAAAGAGCGCUAGCUUCACUUGAUCUCCAGGCUCCAACCUCAGCAGGACUUGAGAGCAUCUGAACUUCUGGAUUUCAGGACAAGUGAAGAAGAUUCUUUGAGUUAUAAAGAUGAUGAAGAGUCUACUUCUCCUGGUGCUGAUUUCAAUCUGCUGGGCCGAUCAUCAUUCAGACAACUAUACUCUAGAUCAUGACAGAGUUAUUCACAUCCAAGAAAAUGGCCCCCGUCUACUCGUAGAAGCAGAACAAACCAAGGUGUUCUCACAUAGAGGUGGCAAUGUUACACUGCCAUGUAAAUUUUAUCGAGACCCUACAGCAUUUGGCUCAGGAACCCACAAAAUCCGAAUCAAGUGGACCAAGCUAACUUCAGAUUACCUCAAGGAAGUGGACGUUUUUGUUUCCAUGGGAUAUCACAAGAAAGCCUAUGCAGGCUACCAGGGCAGAGUGUUUCUGAAGGGAGGCAGUGAUAAUGAUGCUUCUCUGGUGAUCGCAGACCUCACCCUGGAGGAUUAUGGGAGAUAUAAGUGUGAGGUGAUUGAAGGAUUAGAAGAUGAUACUGCUGUGGUAGCAUUAGAUUUGCAAGGUGUGGUGUUCCCUUACUUCCCACGACUGGGGCGCUACAAUCUCAAUUUUCACGAGGCACAGCAGGCUUGUCUGGACCAGGAUGCUGUGAUUGCCUCCUUUGACCAGCUGUACGACGCCUGGCGGGGCGGGCUGGAUUGGUGCAACGCCGGCUGGCUCAGUGACGGGUCUGUGCAAUAUCCCAUCACAAAGCCCAGGGAACCCUGUGGAGGCCAGAACACGGUGCCCGGUGUCAGGAACUACGGGUUUUGGGACAAAGAUAAAAGCCGAUACGAUGUUUUCUGUUUCACAUCUAACUUCAAUGGCCGUUUUUACUACCUGAUCCACCCCACCAAGCUGACCUAUGAUGAAGCGGUGCAGGCUUGUCUCAACGAUGGUGCUCAGAUUGCCAAAGUGGGCCAGAUCUUCGCUGCCUGGAAACUUCUGGGAUACGACCGCUGUGAUGCGGGCUGGUUGGCGGAUGGCAGUGUCCGCUACCCCAUCUCUAGGCCAAGAAGGCGCUGCAGUCCUACUGAGGCUGCCGUGCGCUUUGUGGGUUUCCCAGACAAAAAGCAUAAGCUGUAUGGCGUCUACUGCUUCAGAGCAUACAACUGAGGGUGCCCCUAGAGCACGCCAGUGUCAAGGUCAUUGAGAACAUGUGAAAGGUGUUUUUUUUUUCAAUACGAACUCAUGCAAGUUUUACCAAAACUGUGAUAACCCUUUUUUACUUACUGUAAAGAGUCAUUUUCAUAAAGACCAAUUCAUCAAUUUGUUUUUUUUUGUAAAGCUAUCACUCAGUAUAUAUUAUAAAUUAAUAUAAUUUUAAGGGAAGUGCUACACAAGGAGGCUUUAGAGCCAAUCUGUUUCGGCUACAUCAUCCCAGCGAAGUAUCCUUUCAUGAAUGGGGCACGCGAUAGCUUGAGAAUUGCUAGGAUUAAAUUAAGGGAAGCACGGCUACUCAGAGCAGCAGCUCCCACAAGCACAAAUUUUACACAUUUGUACAAUUUUGAAAUGUACUACUAUCAGCAAAGUAGAGCAACAGAUUUGAAAUACAGGCUUCUUUACAUAAACUGAGAUUCUGAGAGAUUGCACAAAACUCAGUUACACAUGGGACAAUCUACACUUUUCUAAAAGGUAUUAUUUCAAGUCUGCAAUAGACACAAUGUUUUACUCUUAAAAAUCCUGCCUUUUGACCAAGAAAUAAAAAUUAAAAAAAAAUUCAUAUGGACUCCAAUGCAUAUUAACAAGCACAGUUAAAACUCCUUAAUAACCCCAUUUAUAUGAAGUACGAAACGUAAAUAAGCAGAUAAUAUUUAACCAGUGAAAGACUCCUAUCUUCUUUUAAUUAAAAUUACACAUGCCUGAGAAGAAUUGUUCUAUCUUUUGAGUAGAUUUACUGAAUUCUAUUUAAAUUCUAAGGGCCGUUUGCUAAGCAGCAUUAGCAUCUACUCAGGGCAGUUAUAUAGAUAAACUGCUGGACAGAAAAAUUGUAAAAUUUAGCAGCUUGAUUUUAUGUUAGCCUAUGAAAUAGUAUUGUCCUAUAAAAAUAACUUUAAACUAUUUAAUAUUUCCUUAUUUACGUUACAUGAAUAAAAUUUAAAUCACCAAAAUAAUGUAUAACUAUACACUUGCCUAAACAAAUACGGACCCGACAUUCAAAAUUCUUACUAUUCUUAUUUGUAUGUUUACUAGAAAGCCCAACUGGUGCCUGUGUGGGAGGAAAAAAGUGAACAAGUGGUUCUAAACCUUCCUCCAUAUAGAAAAUGUGGUCAACGAUAUCACUUUCCUUGCUGGUCGUCAUUAGGCUCAAAUGAAAUGUGGAAGCUCUCAGCAAAGAAAGAGUUUACACUAAAAUCUUCAAGGCUGUAAAUGAAAGGGUAAGACCAGCUUCAGAAAAACAACUUUAGACAUUAGCAGCUCCAAUAUUAAAUAAAGCUCUGUUUUCCUAUAUUUUUAUGACUGUUGAGACCCCGCAGGGACCAAUAUUUGUAUUCAAAUUACAUUUCAUGGUUUCCCAUUGUUUCACAAUGAGUUCUAAUAAAUGGGAUUUAGUAUAAUAAUCCAAGUAUGACAUAGCUGGUAUGCUUUCAUGAAUGUUUUUAUGUAGAUUUUCCUCCCAUGAACAUGAGUAAAUAAAUCUGUUUCCUGAAUUGAUUGUGGUUGCAUUUAAAGCUCUGUAAUAAUUCUAAUAAAUUCACUCUAUAUAAAUGUAGAGUUACAUAUGUGGAAGGUAUAGAACAAUCGGAAGUCCAUGAAACCAUAAUUAUAUCCAUACAUUAUUUAGACAAAAUAUUGUAAAUAAAAGUAGGCCAUUUCUUUUGUCGAAGUAGAUCUGGGAAAUUCCCGAUGCUUUAAUAUUUAAAGAGGACAAUGUAUGCAUGCACUUUUUACAUUAGGUUGGAUAUGCAAAUUGUACAAAAAUAUAAAUCCAAAGAGAUUGUGAAGUUCAACUCAAACACACUGCUGAUAUAACUAGAACUCAAACUUCAAAAUUAAAAAUACCUGAAUGGUCUAGGAAAAGAUGAAUAUAUUAUUUAAAGAGGGGUAUCUCCAAAAUAACAACUUUAACACCUCCAAUACGGGGGUUAGCUUAUUGGAGGAAGCCCAUACUUGAAUGAUUAUGACCCACAUUACAAGAAUUUUAUUGGAAAUCCAAGUGGGAACAAAUUUCUGUUGAGGCAGAUAUAUUAUUUUCAGUUAUUGCUGCAGAACUCUACCUUUAUAAUAUUAAGCAUAGUAGCGUUUCUUAACUUUUGAAUACUUACUAGUAUUGGAAUUGGUGCUGAUCAAAAUCUCUGGAGUGACUGUUAGCUAAAUAAAAUCUAUACUGAUUGCACACCAUUUUUCCAUGCUUGUAAAAAAAGAAAAAAAAAAGAAAGAAAAAAAACCUUAACAGAAUGAAUACUGCUGGGCAGAAUUUUUAUCUUCUGACUUCCCUCAAAGGAUCAGAAUCCUCUUAUCCCUUUGGACUUCUACCGAGUAAGGGUUUUUUUAAUGUUCUUAUUUUGCUGUUUUCCACCAAUGUCUAUUUUCCUACUUCAUUCUCCAAGAUAUCUCAUUAAGAAUUUCUAAAAAAGAAAAGUUAUCCAAAUACAAUUCCUAACAGAAAGUCAGUAUAGCACUGACAAAUUCAGAAAUUACUCCUCAGACUAGGGUUCCAAGAGUAUCAGAGGGAUGAGAUGGGAGUCUGGGUUAGGAAAUCCUGUUUUGAUCAUUUUGUCCAUAAUUAACACUUGUGGCCCAUAUAAAGAACAAAGUUGAUUUGAAAAUUCCACUGAGAUACCUACAUUUGAAAACACAAACAGAAAGAAAUGAUUCAUAUGAAAAGAAGGAAUGGAAAUGAAAAUAAGUCACAUUAACACUGGAAACCAUCUUUAAAUGACUGCUGCCAUAUUUUAUCACAGUAAUUUUUAGUCAAAUCUGGUAUUUGUAAAUUUAAACUUUCUGUCAUAGAAAGGGGGCCGGUACCUGUUAAAGCUUUAUUGUAUGCAAUAAUAUAGUUGCUUAUUAUUUUGGCAAUUAGAAGUAGACUCAAAAGAGAUUCUGAUUUGGUUGCUGGCAGCCAUACUGGGUUUCUUGAUUUCAGUGCUCCAAAGAAUAUGGUGGUCUCAUGGAGUAGCUGACCACUAAGGAGGGGAGGAUUAAAAGGGAAUGACCUGUCAGUUUUCAGCAUAGAAUGCAUCAAGAACAAUCAAUGGAUAACUGACAUAUUUUUGUUGAUAAGUGAACUGUAUCAUAGCUCACUACUGCCAGAGCAGCAACGAUGUACAACAAAAGAAAUGCAAAAUUCAAAAGUCAUUAAACCACCUGAUUAAAAGAACAAUCAGUACUUAAAGGCAUUUAAUACCUACUGAGUACAAAUCUGAGGAGAAAAACCAAUCUGUAUUACCAAAAAAAAAAAAAAAAUGUUUUCAUUUUCUGUAAGAUACAAUGAACUGGUAAACAAACAUUAAAAGUCAAUUUUGUG
Molecule: messenger RNA, 4825 nt
Organism: Herpailurus yagouaroundi (jaguarundi)
Lineage: Eukaryota; Metazoa; Chordata; Mammalia; Carnivora; Felidae
Gene: HAPLN1
Product: hyaluronan and proteoglycan link protein 1
Exons: 5
Coding region: 409-1473 (354 amino acids)
Biological process (GO): cell adhesion; positive regulation of neuroblast proliferation; glial cell differentiation
Cellular component (GO): perineuronal net; synapse
Molecular function (GO): hyaluronic acid binding
Source: RefSeq, a predicted model, not a curated record